AUGUACAAGUUAAAUUCUGUAAUAUUGUUAAUAGCAGUGGCGGCUGUGGCAAAUGGACAGCUUCAACAAGUUGACAACAACAAUUCAACAUUUCACACCGAUGACUUUAUUAAUAUGAACAGACAACAACAUGCUAAAGUUAUCCAGGAUUAUGAUACAAAAAUGGAUUUAUUUGAAAAAACGUUUAACGCCAGUCUUAAUACCAUCAGCAUACAAUUGGACAUGUUGGUCGAUAGUCUUGUUCAAAACGAAAAUAAAUUAAAAUCCUUAGAAGUUCUAAGUGAUUUGAGUAAAAAAUGUGUCAACAAAUAUCGUUCUUCAAUACCCACUAUCAGCGAUACUAAAAAAAAAAUCAACAGUUGCAUUAAGUCAGUCAACAGCAUUGCUUAUAUGUUGAAUAAUCCUCUGGUCACCAGAAAUUACUUGGAUAGCUAUUACAAGAAUAAUUUUGAAUCAUCGAUUACUAGUUGCAAAAAAACCUACAGCACAUUACCUAAGAAUUAUACCAUGUGUGUUACAAAAGUGGCAUCCGAAACUGAAGAUUAUACUAUUAAGAAUCAACAGACAUUCGGCUAUCAAAUGGCUGCAGCCCAGUGUUCCUUCGAUGCCAAUAUAAAAAAAGCUUUAGAUUGCAGUUAUACCACUGAAACUAAUACAAUCUCUGCCAUUGCUGAGGCCAAUACUAUGAUUGAUAGGUGCUUACAGGGUCAAGAUGUUUGCCAACCAUGUAAUGGUGCAAAUACUUGUUCAGAAGUUUUUUACAUGUAUCGUUCUGAAAUAAACCAUAAUAGUAAAGUAAUGAAUAAUCCAUUUUAUAGACGUUAUAAUGCAACGGAUUUUGAUAGCGGCCAUUAUGUGAAAGCUACAUCUGUCGAAUUGGCUGUCAGUUUGUUUUGCAAAAUUACCGCGGACGGAUAUAGCAUUCAACGAUAUGUGCAAAUUAUAAAAUUGUUUUAUCAAAAUGAUUGUUCAUUCCGGGCACUUCGCUCAUUUUACGGUAGCCCCAAUCGUAUUAUUAGUAGCGUUGUAGUGGAUAAAUUGGAGUCCACUGCUCCAGUAAAUAAUGAAGAUUUAUUGGAGAAAGACGUUGGCCAGGUCAUCACCGUAAUCGGGGAAGCUGUCGAUCGAUGA
This is a messenger RNA of Calliphora vicina (urban bluebottle blowfly), 1131 nucleotides long. RefSeq lists its product as uncharacterized. The coding region runs from base 1 to 1131 and encodes 376 amino acids. Lineage: Eukaryota; Metazoa; Arthropoda; Insecta; Diptera; Calliphoridae. The record is from RefSeq and is a predicted model, not a curated record. The transcript is spliced from 4 exons.